AUGUCAAAAUUUUAUACAUUUACUGUUUUUUUACUUAUAAGUGUAUUAUAUUUAUCAAUAUCUGAAGCAUGUUUUUCAUCUGGAGUAUGUGGUGGAGGUUGUGGUGUACCACCUCCAGCACCUGUUUGUUCUUCAGGAUGUGGUACAGGAUAUGCAUGUGGUCAAUAUGGAUGUUAUAGAGUUCGUGCACGUGUUGCAUCAUCUAAAACAUUAAAAAUUGAUGAAGAUGGUGAUAGAAAAAUAUUAAAUCCAGAUCAAAGAUUUAUGGCUUGUUGUCAAGCAAGAAAUCUUCCAGAUUCAUGUAUUGGUAAAUGUACAUAUGCAACAUAUACACGUCAAGCACUUCAAAAUAUGUAUUUCCGUACUGAUAGUUGUCCAAUGCAAGCUGCUGCUGAUAUUCAAUAUUGUGCUGCUGAAGGUAAAGAUCAUCGUGAUUGUUGUUAUAGAAAUGGUAUUACAACAACUCUUGCUGGACCAAAAUGUCUUACAUUUUGUGAUCAACGUCCAGGAAAUAUUACUAAACUUGAUUUUAGUUAUAUGCCAUGUUAUGAUAGAUUUGAAAAUAUAAAACAAUGUUUCUAUCAAGCUGUUAAUAAAGCUAUUAUUGAAGAACAAAAUGAAGAAGUUGCAGAAGAAGUUGAUGACUCUUAA
Strongyloides ratti is the source of this 651-nucleotide messenger RNA. Its product is annotated as Domain of unknown function DB domain-containing protein. The transcript has a single exon. NCBI's taxonomy places the organism in Eukaryota, Metazoa, Nematoda, Chromadorea, Rhabditida, Strongyloididae. The record is from RefSeq and is a predicted model, not a curated record. The coding region runs from base 1 to 651 and encodes 216 amino acids.